Messenger RNA from Caenorhabditis angaria, 11185 nucleotides. Lineage: Eukaryota; Metazoa; Nematoda; Chromadorea; Rhabditida; Rhabditidae. The record is from the annotation of a GenBank genome assembly.
AUGGAUUCGCCAACACAGAUUACAAGAUCGCUAUUUCCGAUUUGUGAAAUCAAGGUUAGUUCUUUGGAGGGAAAGUUUUGAAAUUUCUUUUUAAUUUUUGCGCGAAAUCGAGAUUAGAUUUUGUAACGCUUGGAACAUUUUUAGAGAAUUUUUGAAAAUUUAUAAUAGGAAUUAAAAGUGUGCAAAAAAUUAUUUCGAAAUCGCGAUCUUAUCAGUUUUAGGUACCAAAACCAAUCACAAAAAUUCAGAAAAUAUUUAAAAAAAAAACUGCUUUUUCUGAAAAAAAAAUUGAAAAAAAAAUUAUUUUUUUCAAAUUUCUCUCCCAUCUUUGUUCUAAACAACACAUUUCCGCACAAAACUUUAUAAGGACUCUUUCAUGUUUUUCUUCAAAAUGUAUGCUCUUCUGUGGCUCUUUGUUAUCUAAUGUGAGUUUAUGAUACUCAGUUUUUUAAUCUCUAAUUUUAUUUGAAAUUCUGAAGGUUGGACUAUUCUUCUCAUGAUCUUAAAUUCGAAUAUCUCAAGACUUCCAACAUUUUACAACAAUUAGAAUACGUUCAAACAACACCUUGAAUCACAUUUUCUCUUUUUCAUUCAAUUUCAUUUCAUACAAAUUACGAUAAGAAAAUGAAAUGAAGCGAAACCGACAAGCAUAAUAACAAUGUCUUCUUUUUUGCUAAUAUUAUAUUAUUAUACAGUUUGUUUUGAUUCGAUGUGACAUUUGGAUUUCGGCCAAGUUUGAUUUUACAAAAAAAAGCUAUCGUUUUUUUUCGAACGUCUAUGGUAGCAAAAAAUUAUAUUUACUUUCAAAUGUGUUCAAAAACCAAGUAGCUUUUCUAUACCAAACUGGUUUUGUUCGAUGUUUCAAAAAAAUUUGCCAACAAUGUUCCAUUUUCAAAAAAAAAAAAACAAAUUCUCUUUCGUUCGCUCACCUUUUAUAAAUUUAUUUCUAUCAUCAUUGUUUUUAUGAUAAUUGAAGAGAGAGUUUGCGGGAUUGAGAGAAGCAGACAAUUUAAUUUGCAUAAGAAGUGUUUUUGUGAAGAGUAGGCGGAGGGGUCGUCGUGAGGAGCAAAGCCAAAAUAUUUGAUUUUCUCCCCGUAAAUAUAUAAUUUUUGUGUAUAUUUUUGAUAGAUUGAUAGAUUUGCGAUUAGGAUAUUUAUUUUCAAGAAAUUUUAAUUUAUGUAAAUAUAAUGGGAUUUCUCCUGCAUUAUAAUUUGUUUCUAGAUUUUAUUUUGGAUUUGUUGAACAUCUUUUGCGUUGUAUUAGUUUUUUUCAAAAAUUUAACUAUUUCCGGUCAUUCUGGAAUAAUUAAUUUUGACGAAAAAAUGAAUUCUAACUACCUUUCUGAAAAUUUCUUUAAAAAAACGACUUUUCAAUUUCCAAAAAUUUCCAAACUGUCCUUUUUUUCUGAAAAUUAAAAAAAAAGUUUUACGUUAAAAAUUGCCAUUUCUCUUUUCCUCGAAAAAAAAUAAUUUUCUAUAAUUUUUCUCAAUAUUUCUCACAUUAAUAAAAUCACCCUACAACUCUGAUUUCCUAGUUUUUUCUUGUGUUUUUCUUUCUUCACUCCUUCUCAAAAUGUUCCAUCUUCUCAAAUUUCUAAACUAACUCAACUCCUCUUCAUUUUUUUCCUUUUCUUGUCUUUUCAUAACAACAUAUGGCUUUAUCGAAAAUGACCCUUUGCUACUUUUUUUUCAAUUCAAUUAGCCAGAUGCUCUUAUAUUCCGCGCGAGUAUAAAAAUAGAGAUGAAAAAGAGAAAAGAAAGAAAGAAGAAGAAAUUCGAUUUCCGGACAGCGGACCAACUAAAUUGGUGUUUUUUUUGUUUAUUAUCUUGCUCGCCAGACACAAACUUUUUUCGAAUCUAAAAUUAUUGAUUUUCAUCCAUUUUUUCGUUUUUCUAACUCGUAAACAGUUAAGUAAUCUCAUAAAAAUAGUACAUAAAUAAGUAUAAUUUUUUAUUGUUAUUAUUAGUUAUUAGUCUCUGAUAGUCAGUAUCUCUUUGGAUACAAUUUUAUUAUUUUUCUAUCUCGUUUUUUCUUUUCUCGCACCGUAGGUUAUUCGACCUGUAGUUUGAUUGACGACUGUUUAUUUUAUUGCCAUCUUCGACAUGUCACCUUUUCGAUUUUUUGCAGAAAUAAAUGUUAUUUUUGUUCGGGAAACAGAUAAGAAGAGAGAACUCUCAAAGUUUUGUGUCAUUUUUUUAUUUGAGAAAAACAUAUGGAAACCUUCCGGAACUUAUUUAUUUAUUUUUCUAUGCGCUCUUUUUUCUCGUAGAUUCUGGGUUUUUUCAAAUGUCAUCAGAUGUUUUUAUUACUUAUUGACCUUGUGUCAAAUAGUCGAGCCUAGAAAUCUUAGUUGUCAAGUGACUUUAUUUUAAGGAGCCAUGCCUUGAGAGCUUAAACAACCCUAGUAAUCCUGGUUUUCACGUUUGAAUUUGAAAAAAAAUUUCAAUGUUGGAUUUUUAUAUCAUAAAGCGGUGGCCAAGGUGUUUUUGUAUAUAGAAUUUUGUUUUUUUCCUUUGAUCAUUUUUAUUGAAAAAAUCAGCUUUUUCCAUUUUCCUCUUCCGAUAAUUUGUUCAUUUCCUGAAAAACCAAACAAAAUAUUUUUCCCAGAGAUUACUGUAAUCACCUUGCACUUACCUUUUUCUAUUUCUAUUCACUCGGUUUUUUGUUGUUGUUCCCAUGAACUUCUCCUUCUUCUUCUUUUGUCUAUUUUUACCUGAACAAAGGCGCCAAUGCGCGGGAAAAACCAACUACUAUUGAUUUUCUGCACCCUUCGAUGGCGCCAAAAUUUAUAUCUCUUUCUUCUCUUGGGUUUUUUUAUUUGAAAUAAAACCCAUGUUAUUCUUAUUUUCCUCCUUCUUCUUCUUCUUCUUCUUCUUCUACAUCCAUCUUUUUAUUAAUAUUAUUAUGACAUACCCAGAUGUUUUCUAGCUACUUAAAAAUCUCAUUAAUUAAUUAAUUGCAAAAAAAUGAAGAAUAAGAGAAGAAAGGCACUUUUUCGCGCUUAUCAACUUUUCACACUAUUAAUAGAUUUGUCAAUGUCAGUUUUUGUUCCGAUUUUAUUUGACACCGUAUCCACUUUUUUGACAUUCUGAUUGUAACAUCCACAUCUUCACCUUCCAACAACAAAAAAUUGCAUAAUAAAUUUUGCUGUUCUUCGUACAGGUGCUCUUUUUUCAUCUUAUAUUCUUCUUCUUUUUUUUCAUUUUAUAUUACACAUUUACACCACAAUGACAUGUCUUUUGAGAUUUUUUGAGCUGGCGAAAAUCAGUAUAGAUAUCUGUGAGCUGGCUUUAUCUCCGAAGAUAAAGAAGAAGAAGAAGACGAAUAUUAUUUUUGUGGGAUUUUUUUUCAUUAUUAUUUUUUAUUGGCUUUGACUGAUGAUGAUUGAUUAUCAAAAGUUGUGAGGGUGGACUGCAAAAAAGAAAUGAGCAAAGAGGGAGAAGAAGAUUUUUCAUGAGCAACAUUUUAUGUUACUUACUUGAUUUAUUGUGAAAUAUUUUUCUCAUUACUGUUGAUUUUGAAAAAAUUAUGAUUUUCAGAUUGUUCUAUGUAGUUUGUAAUUACCUACGCCACAUUAGGCUUUCUGAUAGAACUAGUUUAAGUGUAUGUUAAACACAAAAUGCAAAGAUUCUGAAUUCACAAAUCUACAAAACGUAAAUAGUAGAAAAUUUAUUUUGAUGAACUUUAGUCCUGAACUCUUCAAAUUAAUCAUCUGAUCAACAAUACUAUCUUCUUAUCAACUAAACUACAGUACUUGUCCUUUUCCCCCAAUCUUCUAUAUUUCUCCGAAAAUCUUCCAAGUUUAAAGUAUCAAUUGUGGUUUCUAAUUACCUUCUCCCGCUUUUCCCUCACUCUGAGUCAAAAAAAAAUAAAAAUAUCCGAUUUCAAAACCCUUUUUCUUCAUUCAUUUUUCCUGACAACUUUUUUGCCGCUUCUUCAAUCUGAUUCAUCUAUAAACUCGUUGCAAGAUAAAUCAUUCGGUCUCGAACAGCAGCAAUCCAUUCUAUUUUCAGGGUCAUUUUUCUGUUGUUUUUUUCGCUAUUGAAAAGGUGACCAGGCAGCGCCAGAUGUGUAACUUUGAUAUACAUCCAAACCAACACCUUUGAGAAUGCGAAAAUUCGCCGCCGACGAAAAUAUUUUUCUGAAGUUUUGGUUUUAGUUUUAGACUUAGAUUCUGGAUAUUUUUUCUGGAAACUGUCACUAUGUUCAAACAUCAAAACAUGACAAAAAACCAGUACAGUUUCCAAAAUAAAAUUAUUCAAAUAAUAUUUUUGUGAAUAAAUUAAUAGCGACGCCAUUUUUUGCCUCCUUUUUUCCAACAGUUGUUACACUCAACUUUUGGCGCCAAAUGAAAAUCGAUUGGCUUUUGUUAAUUAAUUUCAAUUUGAAUGGUUGAGGCUUCGUUUUUCUUUAGCGUGCGUUUAUUGGAAUUUGAAGAGUGUUUUUUUUUUCUGGAAAUGAAAAAUUGACUUUGACAUUUUUAGUUGAAAAUAGUUGUUGAAAAUUUAAAUUAUUUGGAAAAUUAUUCAUAUUGAGCUCAAUAAAUUUAUUUGUUUCACAAUUUGUCAGUUAAAAAAUCAUUUUUGAGUUUUUCAAAAAAAUGAUUAAUGUAAGCUUUAUGGAAUUUCAGAAAUUGAUGUUAGACUAGGAAAAAUUUAUUUCGCCUGCAAUUUUUGAUUCUGGAAAUUAUUUUCUUUUUUUUAAAAUCAUUUUUGAGUUUUUCAAAAAUAAAUGCAGUCAGCCGCCACACCCCAGCCAAAAAAAAAUCAGAGAAGCGAAUCGAAUCCAAACCAUAACACAUGUCUGCUAAGUCCACUUAAUCCCACUUCUAAACACAACACUACUAUUGAAGAAGCAGCAGCACACAGUGCGCAAAUAUUUGAAACCCCCCCCCCCAUUUUUUGUGUUUUUCUUUAUGGUAGAAGUAUUUAGUACAACUUGGCGGGAUUUUCUUAUCUUUUUUUGUUCGUAAAAGUUCGAAAAUUAUAUUUGCACAAUUUUAAAAUAGUGAAAAAAGUUCUGCAAUUUGUUAUAGUUUUUUGACAGUUGGAAGUCAAUACGGAUGUUUUGUUAGUGAAUCAUUUUUGGUUUUGUUUUUUUUUUCGAAAUAUGUAGUAUGAAUAAUAAUUUUCUCGGGUGUGAUAUUACAGUUUUUUUUUUUGGUCAUUUUCUUGGCUAAAAAAAUGAAUGUCCUUUUCAAGACUUCUUCAAGAUGAGAAACAUCUAAUUGCGCGCGCGAUAAAAUCUUUUUCAAUAAUUUUUUUGCGUCGUUCACAUCUCCUCUAACUUUCCUAAUUAGGUUAAUCAAUAGAAUCCCCUCUGAUUUAUGGCUUUUCGGCACUUUUAAUCUUUAUGAUGUUUUUGUUUUUUCGCAAGGGUGGGAAGAAUUUCCCAGGACUUAUCAGAAUACGUAUCAAAAUAUUCCUGAUAAUCUUUUUCUAUUUAGAAUCUUCUUGGUUUCACCAAAAUAAUUUUCUGUCAUUUUUUCAGAUAAAAAUGUUGGCAGCAACAAACGAAAAGCUGUCAAUACGAAUAGAUCGAGGACAUCGUCCAGCGAUUCAGCAGACGACAUCGAAUCAAAUUCAAAUCAAUGUUCCAUUGGAUAUCUCGAUAAAUUAUCAACCAAUUAGUCAAGAAAUUAAACAUGGUUAUACAAUCAAAUUACAGCGAAUGCAACAACAAUAUAAAAUAACAUUGCAGCAUGUUCAUGAGAAGAAACCAGAAUGUGUUAUAUUUGCAGCGAAUUUGAAUAAGGAACAAGAAAUUAAAACGACUGUUAAGGAAGUUAAUUCAACCGUAGAAGAUGUGAGUUUUUAAAAGAAUUUUUAUAGAUUGUUUUUGAAUCGGAUUAUAGAGAUCUGCUUUUUUGAAAAAUCAGAUUUCAAAGUUUGAAUGUUAGUAGCAAAAAUUGACUAUUAUUUCAGAAUUGGUUCGAUUUAGAUUAUUUCAAACGAAAGUUCUAUCAAAUCGAGAGACCCCAGUUCCACAUUUUUAAUUUUUCCCAGUCAAAAUUUUAACUAAAUUUAGAUGACGAUUGCCGGUUCCAACCUCGAAGUCAAUGGUGUUCUUCGGGGCAAAAACCUGACGUUCGAAAGUACUGUAGGUACUAUGCAUGUUUAUGCGAAAAUCACAUGUUCUGGAAGUCUCCAUUUCCAUUCGCAGAAUGUUGUUCUUUCCACUGAAGCACUUCUUAGUUCUGAUGUAUUCAAGGUUAGUUUUUCUUAUUUUUUUCUAAUUUUAUAAAUUAUCGGUUUCCAGGCAAUUUGUCGAAAAUUGCAAAUUGAUGGUCGAAUUUUCCCAGCGGAAGAAGAUCGUGAUAUGUUGGUUGAAAUGGCUUGUGGUCUUGUUCAUAUUGGAGUUGAUGGAAGUGUUGGAGCUUCCAAUGAGAAAGAUAAUCGAACUCGACUCAAACCUCAGAAACAAAUUGUUGCUGCAAAUUUGAAAAUUCAAAUUGCUGGAGAUCUUGCAAACUAUGGAAAAAUUGUGGCGAAAAAUAAUAUUGAUAUGCAAAUACAUGGAAACUUGAUUUCACUUUCGGAUGGAAGUUUGGAUAGUGCUGGGAGAGGAUAUAAUGCAUUGAAAAAAUUGAGAAAAAUUGAUGGUGGAAAUGGUUGUGCACCAUCAAGUAGCACAAUGCAUUCGGCAAUUCAGAAUCAGAAUGCUGGAGCUGUUGCAAAUUUAAUUGAAAAUGGAGUUGAUUUGAAUGAUAGAAUUAGAGCUGCAAAAACAAAGAAAGUAACAUUGAGACAAUCAGCAAUUGCAGAAUAUAAAGAUGCAAGAGAAAAAUCAAAUUUGAAUUCAGUUCGAGAAAGAAUAACAUUAAUCAAUGCUCUUUUUGUUGCUCAUGAUUGGAGACGUGGAAGUAUUACAGCUAAUAAUAUUCAAGCAAUUAUUGCAAUGAAUUGUGAAGAUACAGCUCAAUUUAAUGCAAAAACUCUGAAAUUAAAAGUUGGAGGAAGUUCAAGUGUUGAAAAAGAUUCGAUUUGGAGUUCGACAUGGGUUGAAUUGGAAGUUAAAGGAAAUGUGAUAUUCAAUGGACAAACAAAAACUCGAAGUCUUAUUCUUCACAGUGGUGGAUUAGUUAGCACAUCUAAUGAUGGAAUAUUAUCAUUCGAACAAUUUGUUCGAGUUAGUUGUGUUCGAUUUGAAUGUGAUGGAAUGUGGUGUGCUGGAGAAUCUAUGGUUAUUGAUGCAUUUAAUAAUAUUGCAUUUAGACAAGGAUCUUAUAUUGAAUCAGAAAAACUUGAAAUUGAAAGUGCUGGAAAUUGUGAAGUUGAUGGAACUUGGCAACUCACAUCGUGUUGGUUACAUUGUCAAGAAAUGUUUACAGUUCAAUUGAAUGCCAAAUUAUUUAUCGAAGAAUCCGCAAAUAUUUCAUCAUUAAGUCUUCAUUUUAAUGGAUUCUGCCACGUCACAGAUCAACUUGAUUUGAUUCUUCAAGAUUCUGCACAUUUUUUCGGAUCAUCUCGACUCGAAACUCAUAUUUUCCGAUUAACAUGCAAAGCUUUCUGUACAAUCGGAGGUUAUGUUGGAAGUUCGGAUAUGAUUGUUUAUGUUCGAAAUGAAUUGAUUACAACUUCAACUGCAAAAGUUAUGGUUAUGAAUGAUGCUGAAGUUACGACUGGAUCAUUUAGAAAUGAUUCACUUUGGCAAAUCGAAAAGAAUUUGAAAAUGACAACUGGAACAAUUGAACAAUCGGAAGAUGGAACAAUGUUUGUCAAAUAUUCAAUGAAUGUUGUUAUUCAUGAAUCUUGUGAAGACGAAGUUUUUGGUGGAAGAUUAAUUUCAAGUGAUAUAAAUAUCAAAAGUUUAAAAUAUUGUGCAUUCGAUGGAUUGAUUCGUUGUAACGAAAUUCAAAUUGCACUUCCUUAUGUUGAUGAAUCAAUUAUGAUGUUGAAAGGACAAGUUGAUGUUGUGGCAGGUUCUCUAACUGUUAAUGGAAAUCUGAAAGUUUCCGAAGAAAAUCUUCGAGAACCUGUCAAACCUGGAUUGAUUUUGGCUUGCAAUUUGACAGCGGCAGCUAUCGUUGCUCCAUUUGCAUCAAUUCAUAUAUCAGAAUCUUCUGUCAUCAGGUAAUUCUUACAAUCAAAUUUUAUAAUUCCAAAAAAAUAUUCCAGAUUGAAUGGAAUUGAAUCGAAAAAUGAUAAAGAGUUCAAUAUUUUGAUCAAUUCUGGAGCACUUUCAACUGCAAAAGAAAGUGUUGUUUUAUCAAUGGCUGGAUUGAAACCAAAACCUGAGGCUAUAAUUUGUGCCACAACAUUUUUCCACGCUGGUCAAAUCAAAUUCAAUGGUCAUGAAAUAAGUAUCAUCUCACCUGUUUUUGUACACGAAGGAAGAUUGACAAAUGUUGAAAACAAGCAGAAUCAUGUUAAAAGUCUGUUAAUUCAUAUUGGACAACUUUUAUUGAAUAAUGGAAUUAUUGCAUGUGAUCAUUUGGAAAUUAUUGGAGAUGGUAUUCUUGAAAAUACAAAUCGAAUUUAUGCAGUUGAAUCUAUGGAUAUUAAAUUGCGCAAUUUUAAUAAUGAUGAUGGUUUGAUUGAAUCAAAAAAUAGUAUGAAAUUAUUAGCAGUUUCAAAAGAAUGGACAAGACUUGGAGGAUCAAUUAAAGCCAAAAAACAUAUUGAUGUUUGUGCAAAUCGUUUGAAUGUUGCAAUUCGAAAUAUUCAAAAUUUAUCAGUUGACAAAAGACUCCAGUUCUCUGCAAAGACUGAUCUUUUACUAUCAAGUGAUGUUAUAGAUGAAUCAAAAGAAUUAUCAGUUGGAUGUGCUGCACAACAAAGUGUUGCAAUUGAUUGUCAAAUGCAAGUUGAUCGUCUUGAAGUUUUGCUUGGAGGAGAUCAAGAUAUUGCAUCUUUUGUUAUUCAUUCAAAUUCAACAAUUAUUGCAAAUACAAUUGUUGUUACUUCAAAAUCAGAAAAUGUUCAAGUUCUGUUUGAUGGAAAUAUUCAAUGUAAUCGUUUGAGAUUCACUGGAAAUGUCAAAAAUGUGUCAAUUGUUGGAGCUGGAAAUUUGGAAGCAAAUCAUGUUAUUAUGCCAAGUUCACAUAUUGCAUUUGAAAUGUAUAGUGUUGUAAGAAUCGAUGAAAUUCAAUGUAAAUCUUUCGAUGUUCUCGGUGAAAAUAUUUUACGACUUGAAUCAUGUGAAGGAGAAGAUACAACAACUAUGAUUGCUGAAGAUUUGAAUAUCGAAGGAACAUUGUUUUUGGAGAAGAAAUUAUUUGUAAAAUCACGAGAAGGAACUGUUCGAUUGAGUGGAUCAAUUUUGGGAUCAACUCCAACAAGUGAAAUUGCUUGUGAAACAACUAAAAUGAUUGUGAAAGGACAACUUGGAAAUUUCAAGUUUGCUGAACUUUUUGCGAGAGAAAGUAUUUCUUUGCAAAAUGAAAAGAUUCGAAAUGUUGAAAAGUUUUGUAUUGAAUGUUCUGAACUCAGCAUCUAUAAUGCAGAUAUUGAAUCUUGUCAAAAUAUCAGUAUAAAUUGCGAAUCAAUCACAUCUUCUGGAUUUAUUCAAGGAAAUAACACAUCAACUCUUGUUAUGCAUUCUACAAAUAUUCAUUCAAAAAUGGAUAUUUUGAAUAUGGAUAGAGUUUCAAUUUUCUGUAAAAGAUCUACUACUUUAAAAGGAAAAAUUGAAAAUGUUCAACAAUUUGAUGUUGAUUCAAAAUGGAUUAAUAUGAAUUGCGAACUCGAACAAAUAUUGCUCGUUAAACUCACCGCUUGGGCAAUUGUCAACAAUUCCCAAAUAUGUUCAGAUGUCAUAAGUGUGACAGCAUUGAGUGUUUUCGUCAACAAUUCUGCACUUCUCGCAAAAUCCAAGUGUCAAGUUGUUGCAACAUUUAUUUUAUCACUCACUCCAUUAUCAUCUAUUUUAUCUGAAGAUACAAAUAUUUAUUCACUUUGUCUUUGCACAAGAAAUGAUAUCACAACAACUGGAACUAAUUAUUUAUGGCUCAAGUUUGAUCCACAAACUAAAAUUGUAAGUUUUCCCUGAAAAAAAUAAUAUUUGACUCAUAAAUAAUUACAGAUGGGUGCUACGAAUUCGGAAAUGAAUUCUUGGAGAACAACAACUAAUUUAUUACAAGAUCGAUGGAUGACAACAACAAUUGAUGCUGAUGAAAUAUUGAUUGGUCUUAAAUAUAUUUCUGAUCUCCAAGCUAUCAAAAUCUCGUUGAACACUCAGAACAAUGUGUAUGAAAAUAUGUGUGAACUUUGUGCGAGAUUUGAUAAUACACCAAUUUCGCUUUUCAAUUUUGGAGAAUUUAUCAGCGUUUUGCAAACAACCAAAACAUUAUUACAAUUGCUUCAGGAUACAUCAUCUGGAGCUAAAAAUCAUAAGAAGAAAACAAAAUCAGAUGGAAGUUUGUAUGAAUCAUUAGUUCAAUUCAAACAUGGAAAAUAUAGCAAAGAAUCUGGUGAUUCAUCUGAUACUGAUAUCGGAUAUGUCAGUCGAAGUUCAAGCGAAGAUCUGAACUCAAAAACAAGUCGACCACGUUCACCUGUUGAUGUUUGUGAACCAACAACUAGUGACAAUUUCCAACAUUUGACACGUGUCGAACAACAAGUUGAACAACUUGAAUACGAUCUUGAACAUGAUUUAAAAUUAAGUCAUAUCGCAUAUGCGAUGAAAGAAGAAGAAGAACUUGCCGAGUUUGAACAACUCGAAGAUGAAUUGGAAAUGGCUGAAGAUGGAAUUAUUCGAACUGAUUAUAUUGUAUGUCGCGAGAAAAAUAUAUACCUUGCAAAGUGAGUUUUUGAAUUAAAACUUGAUUCAUUUCCAAUAUUUCGCAUUACAGAUUGAAGGAAAAAGUUCGAAAUGUUAGUGCUCCGCGGCCAAAAUUGACAUUACCGUUGCAACGAAUUCCAUCAUCAAAUGAUCUUGUGAUGAAGAAACUUCAGGUAACUCUAUAUUUGCUGAUAUUUUGCAAAUAACAAAAUUCCAGGUGAAACACGCGAUUUCAUCAUUUGAUCUUCGAUCAUUUGGAAGUCAAUCAUCUCUUGCUUCAUCACUUGAUUUUGGAACAGUUGCUGAUUUUGGCAAUCCACUUCAAUUCUCAUCUGCCUCAAGCCCCUUCCAACGCUCAAAAAUACCGCUCGGAUCAUUCCGCGCGCCCAAAAAACCGCUAUCGAGUCGUUGCGCAACACCCACAAUGUACUCAUCUUCUCGAUCGCUCAGAAAACUCGAAUGA